Molecule: messenger RNA, 3048 nt
Organism: Prunus armeniaca (apricot)
Lineage: Eukaryota; Viridiplantae; Streptophyta; Magnoliopsida; Rosales; Rosaceae
Source: the annotation of a GenBank genome assembly
AUGGUUCUGGGGAUAAGAACAAAGAGCAGGAAGAGCACAGCUGUUCAGGUUGAUUACCUUAUCCAUGUGCUGGAGAUUAAACCAUGGCCCUCAUCUCAGGCUUUGAGAUCUGUACAGUCUGUGUUGCUUCAAUGGGAAAAUGGUGAUCAUGUUUCUGGAUCCUUUACUUGUAACGUUGGAGAUGGGAAGAUCGAAUUCGGCGAGUCUUUCACCCUUCCAGUCACUUUGUACAGGGAGAAAUCAAGAAAAAGCACUGUACGUGAUACUUACCAGAAGAACAACUUGGAAUUUUACUUGUAUGAACCUCGAAAAGACAAGGCAGUGAAAGGUCAACUGUUGGCAUCAGCCGUGAUAAAUCUUGCAGAUUAUGGGAUCAUCAUAGAAACCAGAAAUGUGAGCACUCCAUUGAACUGGAAGAAAAGCUUUAAGAGUUCCGCCCAACCGGUUCUUUAUGUUAAUGUUCAGCCAUGUGUUAAACCUAGCUCCAGCUUGUCACCAAAGGGCAGCUUGUCCAGAGAUGUGUCUCUGGAGAAUGAUGGAACUGAAUCUGUUCCUGAGUCCAUGAAUGAUGGCAAUGAUGAGAUUGCCUCAUUUACUGAUGAUGAUGAAGAUGAUGAUGAUGAUGAUGGUGUUUCCUCACAUUCAUCACAUACUGUAACCUCCUCUGCUUUUGAGAAAACAGUCAGUUCAUUACCUAGCAGCAGUGAAAAGAAUGAAUCAGAAUCAACAACUGAUAGCACUAGACGGCUUUAUGGGGAGCCUGCCGUUGAGUCAAUAGCAACAUCUGCAAGCACAGGGGCAACUCCAGUGGCUAAAGCAUUCAAAAACCAAAAUGGAAGUUCAUCUCCAUCAUCGUCAAUAGGCUCUUCCUCCAUUCUGCUGAACCCUACAAAUGAUCCUGCUUCUUUUCCUAACGUUCCAAGGGAGAGCUCAAUGCCAACCCUGAAAAAAUCUCUCACUCCCUCUGUUCACUCAUCUUCUUCAUCCUUUGGCCAUCAAGAAAGCCAUAAAAAAUCUGGUAACCAUAAUAUUAAGGACAACAGAAUUAAUAUUGUCAGUAACCAUGCUACUGAAGGUGCAUCCUCAAGCACGCCUAUUCAGGAGGACACAGACUCAGUAUUUGCAAGCAAUGCAGAUUCGCAAGCUAAUCGAGAGGAUGGUCAUCUCCUAAAGGUGAAAGAAUAUUCAUUUGAUGACAAAUUAGCUUCCAGAUUUUCACAAGACACUACCAGAAAGCAAGUCAGGUUAAAGAGUGAAACUUUUACAAUCGGCAGGAAUACUGUUGGAGUGCAGGGCAGUAAGGUUAAAAGUAAUGAAUUAAAGCAUGUAAAGUCUUUGCAGUUACCUUUUGUCUCAGCUCAGAACAAUAGACUUCCAAGCAAUAAUGAGUUUGUCGAGAAGUCAAAGGAAGCUGAUAUUCCUGAAGAUGUUCAUGUUUGUGGUAUGAUUAGUGGAACAAGUGAAAGAGAGGAAACAACAACCAGAUUUUCUGAUAGUAAAGUUGACUUGGAGUCCACAAUUGAAUUGCUUAAGGAAGAAUUGAGAGAAGCUGCUGCUGUUGAGGUUGGCCUUUACUCAGUUGCCGCUGAGCAUGGGAGCUCUGCAAAUAAGAUUCAUGCUCCUGCUCGAAGACUGUCUAGAUUCUAUUUAAAUGCUUGCAAAACGAGCUCUCAAGCUAAGAAGGGAAACGCAGCAAGAGCGGCUAUUACUGGAUUGAUUUUGGUGUCUAAAGCAUGUGGAAAUGAUGUUCCAAGGUUGACAUUCUGGUUGUCGAAUUCAAUUGUGUUGAGAGGUAUCAUCAGCCAGACCUUAAGGAAACCACAAAUUUCUGCUCAACCCCGGACUAAAAUUAAUGCUGGGGGGCUUUUAUCAGCAAAGAAUGGGUUUCCUCCUCACAAGGAAGAGAAUGAUAGGACUCUUGAAAGUUUUGAUAAUUGGGAAGAUCCACAGAUAUUUAUGGCCGCUUUGGAAAAGUUUGAAGGUUGGAUCUUCUCCCGAAUUGUUGAGUCUGUAUGGUGGCAGAAUAUGACUCCAUAUAUGCAGUCAGCAGCUGCCAAGGGCUCAAGCUCAAGGAAAACCUAUGGAAGGAAGUACGGUUUGGGUGGUCAUGAGCAGGGUAAUUUUUCUAUGGAGCUGUGGAAAAAGGCUUUCAAAGAUGCCUGUGAAAGGCUUUGUCCUGCAAGAGCUGGUGGACAUGAGUGUGGUUGCUUGCCUCUGCUGGCUCGUUUGGUAAUGGAGCAGUUAGUGGAUAGAUUGGAUGUGGCUAUGUUCAAUGCUAUUCUUCGUGAAAAUGCUGAAGAGAUGCCCACAGAUCCUGUGUCUGACCCCAUAAGUGAUUCCAAGGUUCUCCCUAUUCCAGCUGGAAAGUCAAGCUUUGGGGCUGGUGCACAGCUAAAAAACGCGAUUGGUAGCUGGUCCCGAUGGCUUACUGAUCUAUUUGGUAUAGAUGAUAGUGAUGCUCCUGAUGAUGAUACUGAACUCAGUGAUCAAAAGCGACUAAACUGCGAAAAAUCCUUUAAAGCUUUCAGUCUUCUUAAUGCUUUGAGUGAUCUGAUGAUGCUUCCAUUUGAUAUGCUUGCAGAUAAAUCCACCAGAAAAGAAGUAUGCCCUACAUUUGGUGCACCACUGAUCAAGAGGGUUCUUUACAAUUUUGUUUCAGACGAGUUUUGCCCAGACCCAAUUCCUGAAGCAGUUUUUGAGGCUCUUGAUUAUGAGGAGAAUUUAGAAGCUGAAGUAGAGUCUGCUUCAAGUUUCCCAUGUGCUGCAAAUCCUACAGUCUAUUCACCACCUCCAGCUGCUUCACUAAUAGGCAUUAUAGGAGAGGUGGGAAGUCCAACUCUCUUGAGGAGUGGGUCAUCAGUGGUUAAGAAAUCAUACACUAGUGAUGAUGAGCUUGAUGAGUUGGAUUCACCGAUGACUGCAAUCAUCAUAGACAAUUCCCCGGUUUCUCCCAGUUCAUUGACAGCCAACUCAGUGCUGAAGUCGAAGGGUGGUCGAAAAGUUGUCAGAUAUCAACUCCUCCGUGAAGUUUGGAAGGAUAGUGAAUGA